GUAUGGCACGAUUACCAGUCGAUGCCAGAUAGUGAUUAAAAAAAUAAUAAUGUUCACCAAGAUGAUGUGAACUGUGACUGUUAAAAUUUACACACAUCGUUGACGUUUAGGUUAAAACCAUGUCCUCUGCAAUAGUGAAAAAAUGUUUAGAGCUUUUUAAGGAUGACCUAAAAACAGAAACACCUACUUCUGUAAAGAAAAAAAAGAAGACUGUUGAUGCCAUGAAGCUAAUAAGUUCCAAGAACACUGGGACAUGGAAGGAACUAAGGAGACUUCAGAAACAACAGAGAUCACAGAGAAGAAAACAGACGAAACAGACAAAGUCAUUGAUUGAGAUAUACCAAGACCGUCAGCAUGGUGAUUUUACAGAACAUAACAUCAGUAUGCUGCAGAAGUUGUCACACGCUGGAAAACUGAAAACAAAUCAAGCGAAAAUGAUUCUUGAACAGAAUGACAGACAUCGCAGAAGACCUAAGACGGAGGAAAGAAAAACAGAGGAGAAAAGCAUUUUCACAGAUAAAGACUUUGAGAAAUUUGAACAGGAAUACAACUUUACCUCACAAUGAAUAUCAUACAUGUAUGAUCAGCAUUCUUCCUAGAAAUUUAUAAGUGGUGAAAACAACAUGCCAAAGGCAUGGAGUGUGAAGUUGAUUACAUUGACAGAGGCAGCAGGUGGUGGGACAUAACCCAGUGGUAAGGCGAGUGCAUUCUGCCUAGGAUCGAUUCCCAACAGUGGGCCCAUUGAGCUAUUUCUCAUUCCAGCCAGUGCUCCACAACUGUUGUAACAAAGGCCAUAUGUUAUA
Molecule: messenger RNA, 803 nt
Organism: Gigantopelta aegis
Lineage: Eukaryota; Metazoa; Mollusca; Gastropoda; Neomphalida; Peltospiridae
Product: active regulator of SIRT1-like
Exons: 4
Coding region: 120-566 (148 amino acids)
Cellular component (GO): nucleolus
Molecular function (GO): enzyme binding
Source: RefSeq, a predicted model, not a curated record